Molecule: messenger RNA, 3747 nt
Organism: Limanda limanda (common dab)
Lineage: Eukaryota; Metazoa; Chordata; Actinopteri; Pleuronectiformes; Pleuronectidae
Gene: sacm1lb
Product: SAC1 like phosphatidylinositide phosphatase b
Exons: 19
Coding region: 959-2602 (547 amino acids)
Biological process (GO): phosphatidylinositol dephosphorylation
Cellular component (GO): endoplasmic reticulum
Molecular function (GO): phosphatidylinositol-4-phosphate phosphatase activity
Source: RefSeq, a predicted model, not a curated record
UGCGAUGACGGCUCCGUGGACGUCCUGACGGUCGACCGGGUGUCGACUGAGAUGACUCUCACAGAGCUGCGGUUGAUAAGUACGACAAAUCUCCUUUCAUUUCCUCGAUGGAAACUCAUCAAGACAUGACGUCUGGAGAAUUGGGUCCGGGCUUUCUCUGGAGUUUACCCUUCACACAUGAACGACACAAUGGGAGAUUCUCCUCUCAGACAUGUUCACACCAACACAGACCUCUCUGGAGUGUGGGGGUGGAGCAGCAGACAGAGAGAGACAGGAACUAAUGUACACAUUCUGCUGCAGGGAUACAGGUUUUUGUUUAAGGCACAUAGAAACUUGCGUCAGCUAGCUCUAUUGUCAUCCUUGUUGUUGUCUUCUACCUUUUGGGCUCUUCUUUUUCGCUUAUCCUUUAUUUUUUUGCGUUUGCCGCAUGUUAGAAACAUCACCAGCACACAAGCUUGCUCGCAGCACCUCCAGAGAAUGUCCUGAGGUUCUCUGGAGUUCAGUGCAUGUUUUUAAGCAACUUUACUGUCCGUAAGUUUCUUCAGUACAAGGUUCUGUCUGUCCCUGAGUGUCUUCAUUCUGUCUGGCGUAGCCUGAGAGGAUCUGACUGGAAGGAUGAAUGUGAUAACUGUCCAAACUCCACGGUUGUGAAUCUUUUAGAGUCUAAACCAAGAAGAGUGGAAACUAUAACUGGCUUCUACAAAGUACUGAGUUAAGAGUGUUAAUACUUCUGUAUAUGAGAGAUUUUAGUUUUCAAUGUUAACUUCCCAUUAUUUUUACUUCAAUUUGUCAAAUUUUUUUUAAGGGCUAUUGAGUGUAGUCGGACAAGAUGGCAAAUGUAUCAAUUUAAAAUUAAAUUAUAGAAAUUGACAGGAGCUGAAUGUCUUUUAAACCACUGCGUUACACUAAAUGAGAUCAUGCUGAUCACAUAUAUAACACACUGACACUAACCACUGCUAUGUCCUUAGUGAGGAGGGACAUCCCUGUCUCAGCUGAGAGCAGACCAAUAUGUGGAGUCAUGGGGACUGUACGUCUGGUGGCAGGCAUGUACCUGGUUGUCAUCACAAAGAAGCAGAAGGUGGGAGAUUUGCUGGGUCAUGCUGUGUGGAAGGCUCUGGACUUUGAAAUCAUCUCUUAUAAGAAGACAAUACUGCACAUGACAGACAACCAGAUGCAAGACAACAAGGCUUUCUUGUCCAUGAUCAACAAUGUCCUUCAUACAGAAAGCUUCUACUUUGCAACAGACUACGACCUGACCCACAGUCUGCAGCGCCUGGCCAACACCAGCCCUGAAUUUCAGGAGAUGAGCAUUCUGGAGAGGGCAGACCAGCGUUUCGUCUGGAAUGGCCACCUGUUGAGGGAAUUCCUUGCUCAGCCAGAGUUACACAAGUUUGUGUAUCCUGUCGUCCAUGGCUUCAUCAUCAUGAAGUCAAGCUGCAUCAAUGGAAAGAUGUUUGAGUGGAGUAUAAUCUCCAGGAGGAGCUGUUUCAGAGCUGGUGUCCGCUACUAUGUCAGAGGCAUCGAUUCUGAAGGCCACGCUGCUAACUAUGUAGAAACGGAGCAGAUUGUGCAGUUCAACAGUGCCAAGGCUUCAUUUGUUCAGACUAGAGGCUCCAUCCCCUUCUACUGGUCCCAAAGGCCCAACCUCAAGUACAAGCCAAAACCCCAGAUCAACAAAACAGUCAACCAUUUGGAUGCAUUCCAGAGACACUUUGACUCACAGAUUAUUCUCUAUGGAAGACAAGUCAUUUUGAACUUGAUCAACCAAAAGGGCUCAGAAAAGCCAUUGGAGCUGGCCUUUGAGAAGAUGGUGACCAGUUUGGGAAAUGGCAUGAUCAAGUACAUCGCGUUUGACUUCCAUAAGGAGUGCAGUCGGAUGAGGUGGCACCGCCUGCAGCUCUUAUUGGACAUGGUCGCUGACAUGCAGGAUGAAUUUGGGUAUUUCCUGGUGGAUGCAGAUGGGAAGGUGCAGCUGAGUCAGGAGGGGAUCUUUCGGAGCAACUGCAUGGACUGUCUGGACCGCACCAAUGUCAUCCAGAGCCUUUUGGCCCGAAAGUCACUGCAAUCACAGCUGCAGAAAAUGGGAGUCCUGAACAUGGGCCAGAAGAUUGAGCAGCAGAUGGACUUUGAGAAGUUCUACAAGAAUGCCUGGGCCGACAAUGCUGAUGCCUGUGCUAAGCAGUAUGCUGGUACUGGGGCCUUGAAGACAGACUUCACCAGGACGGGGAAGAGAACUCAGUGGGGCCUGCUGAUGGACGGCUGGAACUCCAUGAUUCGAUAUUACAAGAACAACUUCUCUGAUGGUUUCAGACAGGACUCCAUUGAUCUGUUCCUGGGGAACUAUGCUGCAGAUGAAGCUGAUCGGACCACCCCACUGCGUGACCCCAAAGACUGGAAGUUUUUGACGUUGCCCAUCGUCAUGGUGGUGGCGUUCUCCAUGUGCAUCAUCUGCCUGCUAAUGGCUGGGGACACGUGGACUGAGACUCUGGCCUACGUUCUGUUCUGGGGAUCAGCCAGCGUGGUGACGGGUGGCCUCAUCCUCUUCAAUGGACGUGACUUUGUAGAUGCUCCUAAACUGGUCCAGAAGGAGAAGCUGGACUGAAUGUGUGUGUGUGGAAAGCAGCUAGGCCCUGGCGAGCUCACCGCCUCAUCCACCAGCUCGUCAUCACUUUACCCCCAGCAUCAGCGGACCUGGAGCCUUUACUAAGAGAGGGGGGAGUGGAGGAGGGCGGUGAGCAGCAGGGCCGGCCUCAUGUGCGAUGAUGGUGGAAAGAAAGAGACUGGGAGUGCAUGAGCCUGCUGCUGUCCACACUGUAGCGAUGUUUGUGGACAGGACUGUCUGUCCACACGUUUUACUGGACACUGAACCUCUGGUGUUUGUUCUAACUGGAUGUCAUUGUUCUUGAUUUCAGAAGAUUGUGGUGGGACCCAUGUUAAAUUCCAUGUUUGUCCUCCUGCAUUCCUAAUGGAUGCUUGGGAUCAGAUUCAGAACAGAAACUGUGAUAUCACAGCACAGUUUCAAAUGAUUUAGUGUUUCUACUGUUGAUUUUCCUUUAGUGUUUUUAUGUUUGUCAUUGCAAAUAUGUUCCUGUCCAUUUGCAGUUACUAUGUCAUUUCCAGAGCAGUAACGGGUCAAUAAGGUGUCCAAAGGCUGGAAGAAUUUGUCCUGGGUUGUUUGUUUUCGAUUUUUGAUGUUUGCACCUGUUGUGUGUUAAAAAUCUCAUCAACACACCCACUCAUUCGCGAUUAGGGAAAUCAAGCUGAUUUCUUACAUCGCUUCCUCCAAACGUUCUGAGUCUAGUAGGGGUCUGGCCGGGGAAACUCAGCAGAAAGUCUCGGGGCUCUCAGUCGGAUAUUUGCGUUCUCACAUACAGCCCAUCCGGAGAUCAGUGCAUGUCUGAAAGUAAAACUUAACACAGCCAGUGGACAUUCUUAUCUAAAUUCUGACUGUAGAUUUUUGCUUCUUUAUAAAUCAGGCUCAUGCAAGAACAUAUUUGUUCUAUGAGCGAUUCGUGGUAAUUUUCGGCAUUCACCACUUUUUCUUUUUGUUCUAAGAUUUCCUGAGCUAUGGUCCAGAUCUGUCAAACAUUUUCUGACUCGACAUCUGACUUGAAAUCUUAAAGCCUUAAACAGAAUGAAUUGGUGUGGGGGGGUUUAGGUAUUUUACUGUAUUUAACUCAAAUAAAAUAUAUAAAUGAAAUAGACUUAAUAAAGAUGAAUAUUGUGAUCCUCAUCACAGCUGCCACA